Gadus chalcogrammus (walleye pollock) is the source of this 697-nucleotide messenger RNA. RefSeq names its product complexin 2a (gene cplx2a). Gene Ontology annotation, biological process: neurotransmitter transport; synaptic vesicle exocytosis; regulation of neurotransmitter secretion. The record is from RefSeq and is a predicted model, not a curated record. Bases 1 to 393 code for a protein of 130 amino acids. Lineage: Eukaryota; Metazoa; Chordata; Actinopteri; Gadiformes; Gadidae. The transcript has 3 exons. Gene Ontology annotation, cellular component: SNARE complex; terminal bouton. Gene Ontology annotation, molecular function: syntaxin binding.
AUGGGCUGUCAGCUGGCCGGAGGCCCCCCUGAUGUGGGGAAGAUGCUGGGCGGGGAGGAGAAGGAGGAGGACCCCGACGCAGACAAGAAGGAGGAGGAACGCCAGGAGGCGCUGAGGCAGCAGGAGGAGGAGAGGAAGGACAAGUACGCCAAGAUGGAGCACGAGAGGGAAAACAUGAGGCAAGGCAUCAGGGACAAGUAUGGUAUUAAGAAGAGGGAGGUGGCCGAGGCGGAGGCGGCGGCGGCCAUGGAGGAGGCGACGGAGGGCAGUCUGACCCGGCCCAAGAAGGCGGUGCCGGCGGGCUGUGGCGACGAAGAGGAGGAGGAGCAGAGCAUUAUGGACACGGUGAUGAAGUACCUCCCCGGACCGCUGCAGGACAUGCUGAAGAAGUAGCAGGGCUAGCCGAUGCUAACGUUAACUAGCUCAGCUAACAUGCGCCGGAGGUUGACAAUGUUGGAUCAAAAAACCCGUCUGUCGACUCUGCUCGGUCGAAAGACGAUAUGCGUUUGGUUUCUAUUCACGCUCAAAAAAAAAGGGUUGUAGCUGCCAUUUUUGUGUUUUCGUUUUUCGGGAAAAACCAAAAAAGAGAAAAAGAGAAAUAUCUAGGUCUUGACAUACGUCAAGAAGUAAAUUCAUUCCAUUUGAGCCAACAGUGUAAACCGCGGCUAACCUGCCACAUUUAGCUAAACCGGCGCUA